Molecule: messenger RNA, 948 nt
Organism: Micromonas pusilla CCMP1545
Lineage: Eukaryota; Viridiplantae; Chlorophyta; Mamiellophyceae; Mamiellales; Mamiellaceae
Exons: 2
Coding region: 1-948 (315 amino acids)
Source: RefSeq, a predicted model, not a curated record
AUGUCGUCGUCGACCGUCGCGUCGCGCGCGAUCCCCCGCGCGCGGACGCGAUCCGUGGCGUGGCGCGCGCUCGUCCCCGGGUCCCGAGAAUUCGCGGCGCCGUCGGCGCGAGCAUCGCGUCGGACGUCCCGAGGAAGAGAUCGCGCCGCCGCCGCGGGCGCGGCGGUCGCGUUCGUGAAGCCCAAGGGCGAGUGGCCGAGGGUCAACGUCGCGGGCGAGCGCUCGUGGAAGGGCAUCCAGUUCGACGAGCUCUCGUUCGAGGUGAAGAAGUGCGAGGACGGCGCCGCGGCGACCGCGCUCGUGGACGAGUUCGUUCGAAGCGACGGACUCACCCCGGAGUUUCUCGAGACGUGCGUGGACCUGACCGUCCUCGCGCACAAGCAGAGACGCCCCGCGGAGGAGAUCGCGAUGCUCCAGGAGCUCGCGGUGUACCUCAUGCGAGAACACAGGCGGAGGGCGUGCCCGCCGGAGGUGUUCUUCGCGGACGAGCUCCUGCGAACGUUCGACUCCGAGACGGUCGCCGCCGCGAUGCGCGGCGACGAAGCCGCGUCCAUUCGCGUGCGCAACGUCCGCGACGCGCUCGUCCGCGCGUUCGAGCACGGCGUCGCGGACGUCGACGACCCGGACGACGACGCGCCGGCGGUGCGGUUGAGCCAGUCCGUGUUCAUGACGCACCUGGAGCGGACGCGGUUCCGUUGCGUCGAGGACGCGCGGAGGGAGAGGAGCGUCGCGAUGGACGUCGUCGGCGCCGACGAGUUGGGCGCGUUCUAUACACUGGUCCCCAUACGACCGCAGGUGAUGCGCGCGUACGAGCCCGCGGGGAUAGACACGAUGGAGGAGAUCAGGAUGAGCCGCGACGCGCUGUUGGAGGCGGCCUCGCGGGUGGAGACGCUCGCGAAGAUGUUCAAGGAACACGUGUGGAAGGGCGGAGGGGCGAGCGAAAGAUGA